GAUUCCUGUGAAGCAUUGCUCAGGAGGGCAGGAUUACCUUGGAGCAGGUAAUCCUGGAUGCGGGCCGCACACCAGUGCUAGGAGUGGGUGCUUUCCAGAAGUGCUGUGAGCCCCGCUCCUCCUGGGUGGUGUGGCCCGCUUGCCCCUGACAUCAGGAAGAGCUCGGGUGCCGGCUGCCCCCCACACGACUCAGGGACAGGGCAGCAUGAGCGGGGCAAGACACGUGGGCAAGAUCCAGAAACGCCUGGAAGAGGUCAAGAGCCAGCGGGUCCGGCCAGCCAGGGCUGACUUCAGUGACAAUGAGAGUGCCCGGCUGGCCACAGAUGCCCUCUUGGAUGGGGGUCCCGAGGCCUACUGGCGGGUGCUCAGCCAGGAAGGCGAGGUGGAUUUCUUGUCCUCGGUGGAGGCCCAGUACAUCCAGGCCCAGGCCAAGGAGCCCCCCUCUGCCCCGGAGCCCCCAGGAGAGGCCGCGGCAGGUUCCAAGGGACUCGAUUCCUGCUCCGUGGCCUCAAGUACCUACUUCCCUGUGGCCUCAGAGGGCAGCGAGCCGACCUUGCUGCACACCUGGGCCUCAGCUGAGAAGCCCUACCUGAAGGAAAAGUCCAGCGUCACUGUGUACUUCCAGACGGACAAGCGCAACAACAUCAGGGACCUCAUCCGCCGCUGCAUCACCCGGACCAGCCAGGUCCUGGCCAUCCUGAUGGAUGUGUUCACAGACGUGGAGAUCUUCUGUGACAUCCUAGAGGCGGCCAACAAGCGCGGGGUGUUCGUCUGUGUGCUCCUGGACCAGGGAGGCGUGAAGCUCUUCCGGGAGAUGUGUGACAAAGCCCAGAUCUCUGACAGUCACCUCAAGAACGUUUCCAUCCGGAGCGUGGAAGGAGAGGUGUACUGCGCCAAGUCAGGCAGGAAGUUCGCCGGCCAAAUCCAGGACAAGUUCAUCAUCUCGGACUGGAGAUACGUCCUGUGCGGAUCGUACAGCUUCACCUGGCUCUGUGGGCAUGUGCACAGAAACAUCCUCUCCAAGUUCACGGGCCAGGCAGUGGAGCUGUUUGACGAGGAGUUCUGCCACCUCUACGCCUCCUCCAAGCCCGUGAUGGGCCUCAAGUCGCCCAGGCCGGCCGCACCCCUCCAGCCCAGAGCAGCCCCCGGCCCCCGACCCGGCCGCCUCAGUGGCAGUAGCUGCUCCACCAGCGACGGCACGUCCUCCAACCCCUUCAGCAGCCUGUCGACAGGCAGCAACCCCCAGAACCGGAGUCUGUCCACGUCCUCGGGGCCCGGCAGCCCCCUGGUCCCAAACCCACCUCUGGCCCCUAGGUUCCAGCCCUAUCAUGGCCCUUGGAGGGCCCUGACCUCACAGGCCCACUUCUCCCCGAGGCCCCAUGAUGGCCUGUUCGCUCUCUACAGCAACCUCAAUGGCUACAGGCCUACGCGGCUGCAGGUCGAGCAGCUUGGCCUGGUGCCCAGGGUGGCCCACACCUGGAGGCCCUUUCUACAGGCCUCCCCGAAUUUCUGAAGGGUCCCUUCCUCCAGCUGACCUCCCCAGGGCCAAAGCUGGGCAUUCUUGGAUUUUCUGGCUCAAGGACCCUACCUUAAUCAGUGGCCCUUUGAACUAAAGGCACUUGGACGAAACCAUUGCCUGUGUUUGAAUGUUCCCAGGCCUCAGACGGUUCGCUUCCUGACCCCCACACUUCCCUGGGUUCCCCUCUCUAGUAUGGCCUAUGCAGCACAUUCCAGAAGUUUCCAGGGAGGUGGCGGGCAGGGAGCUAGAGGACAAAAUCAUGAAAAUAGAGCCCCUUUCUCCAAAGAGCAGCCAGUGCUUUCAUAUUAACAUUUUCCAAAUCUCUGUAAUGUGAGAAGGGGCUGAUGCAGCCCGAGUUUUACAUAUGGAUAAACUGAGGCACUGAGAGCCAGGGGGUAGGUGUGACCAAGGUACUCCUGUGUCCCAGUGCCCAGGGGUGGUCUGCUCCCCAGAGAUUCUGGAGAGACAGAUUCAGGAGUAAGUAUGGGGACAUUCUAGAUGUUCCUGGGAGGGGAGGUAAACUCCUCCUCCCUGGAAGAGCAUAAUACUAGAGUAUCCCCGGCCCGAUGAAUGAGGGAUGAGGCCCCAGAACCUGCCACUGUAAGUUAUGUGUGGCUGGUUGAAAGGGUGGCCACCAAGGGUGGAGCAAACCAAGGUAUCUAGGGGAUGGACAUGGACAAGGCAGUUGGGCAGCUCAGGUUUUUGCUCUGAAGAGCCUUGGGCUGGCCUGGAGGUCCCUGGAGUCUGGGCUGGAACCCAGGGGUUUGAGUUGUCAGAUCUGGGAAUGGCCCUGCAGCAGUGCUUCAGGAAGCCUUGAGCAACCA
Lagenorhynchus albirostris (white-beaked dolphin) is the source of this 2343-nucleotide messenger RNA. It is a transcript of the gene SACK1A, whose product is annotated as family with sequence similarity 83 member A. Lineage: Eukaryota; Metazoa; Chordata; Mammalia; Artiodactyla; Delphinidae. Gene Ontology annotation, biological process: epidermal growth factor receptor signaling pathway. The transcript is spliced from 4 exons. The record is from RefSeq and is a predicted model, not a curated record. The coding region runs from base 206 to 1513 and encodes 435 amino acids.